Medioppia subpectinata is the source of this 621-nucleotide messenger RNA. The record is from the annotation of a GenBank genome assembly. NCBI's taxonomy places the organism in Eukaryota, Metazoa, Arthropoda, Arachnida, Sarcoptiformes, Oppiidae.
AUGCCUAACGUACUGACCAAGUUGGCACCAAAAGUGACCUUUAUUGAAUCGAUGCCCGAGGAGUUCAAAAACAAGGACUACUCCAACGCCCGACACAUCUCAGGCCUGACCCACGAGAUGCUCAUGUCGUUUGAGAUCCGGGGUCUCGUCGAGGAGAGGAUUGUGCGCAUUCCUCAUCACUCGAACACUUUGGCCGACACUAACCUAAUGCUGAGCGAAGCGUUUGGCAAACCAGUGGUCGACAGCGUAGACAUCACCGGCUUUCAGGAGAUGUGCUUUACAACUAAAAACCCGCUGUAUUUUUACAGCAUUAACUAUUGGGCAAUAUUUGCUUUUAUGCUCGACGAUUACCUGGAUCAAAUUAUGGUGGGCGACGGCGCGGGCAGACAUGUUAUAUGCGAGUGGCAGAAGAAGUAUUUGUUGGGCGAAAGUGACGGCACAACUGGUUUUGACAAAAUGCUCGUCAAAUCUAUGAAACUAAAUAAACAAAUGCUAAGACCAGACCUGUAUGUAAGACAUGUGAUGUAUGCCGUGGGUUGGAUCGGCACAUACCUGACCGCCAAUCAGACAAAGUUUAAUAACAAACUUAUGACUUAUGAAGAGUAUUGGUAUCAGAGGUAG